Messenger RNA from Gekko japonicus, 1728 nucleotides. It is a transcript of the gene TRAPPC2, whose product is annotated as trafficking protein particle complex 2. The transcript has 5 exons. The coding region runs from base 95 to 517 and encodes 140 amino acids. NCBI's taxonomy places the organism in Eukaryota, Metazoa, Chordata, Lepidosauria, Squamata, Gekkonidae. The record is from RefSeq and is a predicted model, not a curated record. Gene Ontology annotation, cellular component: nucleus; TRAPP complex; cytoplasm. Gene Ontology annotation, biological process: endoplasmic reticulum to Golgi vesicle-mediated transport.
GAAUGUUAUAGGGGCGGGACCAAGGCGAGGAAAAGAGUGGGUGUUGUGGCCUUUCUGGGUUGCUUGCCCCGAGAAGGGCAGUAUUUUGAAUAUCAUGUCUGGAAGCUUUUACUUCGUAAUUGUGGGCCAUCAUGAUAAUCCAGUGUUUGAAAUGGAAUUUCUGCCAGCUGGUAAAGUAGAGUCUAAGGAUGACCAUCGCCAUCUCAAUCAGUUCAUAGCUCAUGCUGCCCUUGAUCUAGUAGAUGAGAAUAUGUGGCUGUCUAAUAAUAUGUAUCUGAAGACUGUGGACAAAUUUAACGAAUGGUUUGUUUCCGCUUUUGUCACUGCAGGACAUAUGAGAUUUAUAAUGCUUCAUGAUGUCAGGCAAGAAGAUGGAAUCAAAAACUUCUUUAGUGAUGUGUACGACUUGUAUAUAAAGUUUGCAAUGAAUCCAUUUUAUGAACCCAAUUCUGCCAUUCGAUCAACUGCAUUUGACAGAAAAGUUCAAUUUCUUGGGAAGAAGCAUCUCUUAAGUUGAACAGUAACAAAUCUACAUAGCUUGACUCUUUUUCCUGAACACGUGGAGACCAACCUGCUAUUCUCAAGAAGUUUAAAAACAGCGAAGUUGAGAGAACAGGAACACAGCUUCAAGAAUUCAGACAGCUUCAAGAGUUCAGACAUUACUAAUUAACUGUAACUGAAUCAAUUCAAAUGUGUAAUAUUGUACUUCUGUCAAAACAUUAAUAUAGCUAGCUAGCUUCCUCCUUUAGAAAUUCGUUAUCUACAACCAGAGCUUAGAGAUUUUUGUGGUUAUUGGGAAGUGCUACUGUGAGAAAAUCUAAUUCUAUCCCUUAAGGCUUCAGUUGAGAUUUGUCAGUAUUAAGACUAACUAGGUUUCAGAACCUUACUUGGGAACGGGUGUGUGUGUGUGUGUGUGUGACAAAAAUGCAGCUAUUAACUUGGAAACAAGCCUCUCACGAGUUGGUUAAAACAGUUGAUUCCAAAGAAAUUCUUGUAACAUCACACAGGCCUGAAAGCCAAUGUCAUAAUUACCACGAAGGGCAAACGGCUAUUAAGAGAAAGCAUAAGGUAUCCUUUUAAGCCUUGUGUAUGAAAAUACCUUUAUGUAGUAAUGUGCUUAGGUUACCUUUAAACUCUAGAGCUGCUUAAUUUAACCUCAAAGUCAAUUUUCUUUCACUAUGCCAAGUCUAAGACGUAACAUGGUCACGAUAACAAGUGAGUUAAAUAUUUGCAGACUCCAUUGAUUUCUAGUAUGGUUGAGGCUAAGGGUGCAGUUCUAAAUACAGUCAUCUCACUGCUUUGAGGCAUCAUAAACAGCCUUAGGCUUGUAUCCAUCAGAAUUUCCAUAGACAGAAGGAUUGCUGCUUGCAAAUCUGACACCUGCCUCUACCCUGCUACAGCCCAAAAUGUCCUCUGAAAGACAGGGGGGAAAUACAUUCCAUAGGUGAAAAUCUUUCUGCCUGUGAAGGCAGUGGAGGCAAGGCUGUAACUGCAAAGACUAAAGAAAGGCCAAAAUAGCUAAGCAGAAUUUGGCUAAAACAGUACAUUAAAGAAACUGUUUAUACUGUUUAUGUAGAACUUAAGCAUGUUCUUCAGUUCAACAGUACUUCAUUCUCUCUUUUAAGCUGUGGUAUUUCAUUGUAUAAACACAUUGGUCAGAAUGACAAAACAUGCAUUUGUUGUAAGGAGGUUACAUUGACAUUCCCAAAUAAAAAUGUUAUAGCGUGA